AUGGAUCCAACGCAAUAUAGGAGAUUAAUUGGAUUGUUAUGUUACUUGUGCAAUAUGUGGCUACAUUUGGCGUUUAGAGUCGGUAUUGCGAGUAAAUUCAUGGAGAGACCAAAGGUGUCUCACUUGGCAGCAGUUAAGUGGAUCCUACGAUACUCCAAAGGUACUAUUGUUUGCGGAAUUCUCUUUCCCACAACUGAUACGGGCAUAAAGUAUGAAUUGCUCGGUUACACGAAUUCCAAUUGGUUCGAAGAUAAGGACGAUCAAAAGUCUACGACUGGUUAUGUCUUUAUGUUCGAAAGAGCUUCAAUCUCUAGGUGCUCUAAAAAGGAAAUUGUGGUGGCACUCUCUUCUUGUGAAGCCGAGCAUAUCGCGACGUCAUUGUUUGCGUGUCAGGCUGUGUGGCUUGUGAAUCUGUGGGAAGAGCUGGACAACAAGGUUGAAGAAGUUGUCACACUCUUGGUUGAUAAUGCUUCAGCCAUUAAUCUUGCUAAGAAUCCCAUAUCACAUGGGAGGAUCUAG
Molecule: messenger RNA, 519 nt
Organism: Vicia villosa (hairy vetch)
Lineage: Eukaryota; Viridiplantae; Streptophyta; Magnoliopsida; Fabales; Fabaceae
Product: secreted RxLR effector protein 161-like
Exons: 1
Coding region: 1-519 (172 amino acids)
Source: RefSeq, a predicted model, not a curated record